ACUUCUCACUUACCUUCCUUUUUUUUUUAAUUAUUAUUUAUGAUUUGGGUAUUUGUUUAUUUAGAUUAUUGUAUUAAUUGAUUUGUGUUAUCUAAUCAAUACCACCAAUAAAUAUAGAAUGAUUAGACUAAUCACAAAUGCUUACAUGCAUCAUAUUUGAUUUGUUUAAACUGUUGAAAUCAUGGGGUUCUUGGUUAUUGUUGGUUUCUCACAAUCUUUUUUGAUUCAAUUAACUUUAUGUGCUAAAAUAAUUAAGUUUUUUCACAUAAAUCAGGAAUCUUGAAAUUGGGUUGAAAUUUGGAGGAAAAAAGUUAUGUUUUUUGGCUGAGGAAUUUGAUGUGUGGUCUGCUUUGAGCUUGUAAGUUCUCUUUUUUGAAUAAAGUUUGAAUCUUUAUUGUUCUUUCUAUGUUGUAUCUCUGUCUUGUUUCAAAGAAGCAGUGACCACUAUAGAUUAAAGACCUGAUUUGUUGUUUUCCAAUUAAUUGGGUAUAUUAUUGGUGAUAAAGAAUUGAUUCUUGGUUAUUGAAUUUAGGCUUUUGGAUAAAGAAGGAUCUAAUAAUUAUAGCAUAUAUUUUAUGGAUAGUGAUUCUCCUUGAAACAGAAGUUUGGACUUUGGAUCCAUAUUCUCUCUUAUGUCAUAGAUUACCUGUUUGAGUUAAGCUUCUUUUUCAGCUCCAUUGUUUCUCUUCUAAGGGAGAGAAUAAGUGACUUAUUCUGGCUUUUGAAACCUUUUCUUGGCUUUUGUAUUAGUUUAUUUUAGGGGUUUGAAAUUUUGAUUAGUGAUAAGAGAAGAAGGGUAGUAGUGAUGGAAGAGAUGUUACCAACACUUGCUGUAUCAUAUAAACAGGGAAAAUUGAUAUAUGAUGAGUCGGUACUACCUACUCGAAUGGACUUCACCGGAUAUGAGCUGGUACCAAACACAAAGUGCAAGCUUCCUUCGGUGUCCGUUGCUAAUCAGAAUACUAGGGUGCCACGGGAUAAAGCUAACCGUAUGACAGUUGCCGAUUGCCAUGAAAUUAGGAAAGGGAACAAUUUUUCAUCGACUGUGAUAGCGAAUGGAAAUUGUUUGAUAAAUACUGAUGCAAAUAAUGAUAGAUCUAGGGACAACAGUUUGAUUUCACCAACUGAUGAGCUAUUAGGAAAUAUGACUUGUUCUAGUUCUCUAGUGGAUGAGCGUGGCGGCACGCCUGGAGAUGAAGACAAGAAGGUUGGUGUAUCCCAGAAUCUAAGGAAGUCUUAUUCAUGUGAUUUGGCUAAUGAGUUGGUUAAUGAGUCGGAACUUGUAAGUGAUCUUGUUUCCACCGGAAUGAAUGGUGUGGUUGUGGGUGCUGAAGAUUAUAAAAGAAAAUUACCACCAUCCCUCCUUGAGAGUUCAAAUGAGAUGAAGAUAAGUAGGCCAAAUGUCUUUGGUUUUGAUUCUGUGCCGCUUUGGGGGAUCACCACGAUACAAGGAAAGAGGCCGGAAAUGGAAGAUGCAGCAGUAGCUUUACCAAGGUUUCUGAGAAUCCCAUCUCAAAUGUUGAUGGAUCCGCCAGCUUCUCAUGCCCUGAAUCAAACACUAACGGCCCAUUUAUUUGGGGUUUACGAUGGACAUGGAGGCUCUCAGCAGGUUGCUAAUUAUUGUCGUGAGCGUAUCCAUAUGGCUUUAGCACAGGAGAUAGAUAUUGCGAAAGAGGAUUCACAUAAUAAUGAAACUGUUAACUGGAAGGAGCAAUGGUCGAAGGCUUUCUUAAAUUGUUUCUGUAGAGUUGAUGAUGAGGUAGGAGGGCUUGGUAGUGAAACAGACGGUACUGAGCCUGACCUUGCACCUAUUGCUCCCGAAGCAGUUGGAUCUACAGCUGUAGUUGCUGUUGUUAGUCCAACCCAUAUUAUAGUUGCAAAUUGUGGUGAUUCAAGGGCAGUCCUUUGUCGGGGGAAAUUACCCAUGCCGUUGUCCAUUGAUCAUAAACCAAAUAGAGAAGAUGAGUGUUCACGAAUAGAAGCACUGGGAGGGAAGGUCAUUAAUUGGGAUGGACAUCGCGUUUCUGGUGUUCUUGCAGUUUCAAGGUCAAUUGGUGAUAGAUAUUUAAGGCCUUAUGUGAUUCCAGAUCCAGAAAUGAUGUUUGUACCCCGAGUAAAAGACGACGACUGUCUUAUUUUAGCGAGUGACGGUCUUUGGGAUGUCUUGACAAAUGAAGAAGCUUGUGAGGUGGCAAGGAGACGAAUUCUUCUCUGGCACAAAAAGAAUGGUAGUACAUUGACCAACGAAAGGGGUGAAAAUGUCGAUCCUGCUGCUCAAGAUGCUGCAGAGUACUUAACACGACUUGCUCUCCAAAAGGGAAGCAGAGACAAUAUAUCUGUGAUUGUGGUCGACUUGAAGGCGCAGAGGAAAUUCAAGAAGAAAACGUAGCACUAAACCAUCCUCGUUAGUUUCCAUUUCAUUUUGUCGACGUAGCACUGGUAAGCUACAACCCACCAUGUUGAUCGAAUUACAUAGUAUUACUGCAAACUGUAGCUAUCUUUAUAGGCUGUCUUUGUGCACGAUUAGCAGUAUCGCACUUAAUAUUACUAAUGUUGGAGUAAACUACGAUGAAAGUUGUUCUAACAAUAAAAAUUCAGCAAAGUUGGUUCAAAGAACAACUACUGACUUCCAGCAGACAAUUUAUCUUCCUGCAGUGUAAUGUGCUUCAUGUCUAUAUAACCAGACAAGUAAAAGUGUUGUUGAGGUAAUCCUUUGACUUCCAUUUUCUCUUACCAUUUCUCAGCCUAUUUUUUUAAUUCCUUUUUUUUUUUUUGAGUUUUAAUGGAACGUUGUAUGUUGUAUAAAAACUGAUGUAUGUUUUUAAAAUUCAAUGUAUGAGUAUUUAUAUGUUUCUUAUUCAA
Messenger RNA from Nicotiana attenuata, 2862 nucleotides. Its product is annotated as probable protein phosphatase 2C 50. Gene Ontology annotation, molecular function: protein serine/threonine phosphatase activity; cation binding. The record is from RefSeq and is a predicted model, not a curated record. The coding region runs from base 806 to 2389 and encodes 527 amino acids. Gene Ontology annotation, biological process: protein dephosphorylation. NCBI's taxonomy places the organism in Eukaryota, Viridiplantae, Streptophyta, Magnoliopsida, Solanales, Solanaceae. The transcript has 4 exons.